AUGAUAACAUUAUAUAUUCGUAAUUCGUAUACGAUUUGUGUAUUAUUUUAGUGCCAACACGAGAACGUUGCACCAUGGAUUCGGCUUUCGCAGUACCCCUCACCCUCAAGAAAUUCCACACAAGACUGUAUUACUUGGUAACAACGAAAAGGACAGCGCUGGACCAAAUUCAAAUAAACGAAUAUAAGCGUUUGUUGAAAGACGCCCGAUGUACUUCAAUUAGUACCAAUUUAAAAAUUAUGUUUGAAAACGUCAUAGAAGUCCUUGCUAAUUCAAAAAUUUUUCUAACGGUUUCUCGAGAGGUACUUAAUAGUUUUGUCAUAGAAAUCUUGCCCACUUUGAAAGAUAAACUGGCCCUCCAUUUGGCUAAUUUCAUACUGUAUAAAAUAAGUUACAGGAAAACAUAUUUUGAUCAAGUAGUAGCCAGCACAUAUCUAUAUUUAUAUAGGUUAAAUAUAAAGGAAAAAAAAUGGAAAGAAGGACUCCAGAAGCUGAUCUGUAUUCCAUUUGAAUCGGAACAAAUACAAUUUUCAAUGGAUUUAAAAAUGGAAAUAUUUAUUAGAAUUGUACAUUACUACUUGGAAGAAAAUAAUCCAAUACUAGCAGAGUUUUAUGUUAUGAAAGCUGCAAGAAUACAGUUUCUAAUAAACAAUGAAAAUCUUGGGAAUUGGUUUAAAGUGUAUUAUGCACGCGUAUUAGAUCAUCGUUGCAUGUUUAUUGACGCUGCACGUGAAUAUUAUGAAGUGUUUUGUAUAAAUGAGCUCGAUGCAUUGGUACGCUUAACAUUAUUGAAAGCUGCUUUUAUAUGCACAGUACUAUCUCCAUCUAAUUACAAACGAUUCAAAAUGUUAAAACAAUUUUAUGAUGAAGACAUGCGAUAUAAAAUCCUGAAAAUGUUACCUGAUCCAAUUUUAAAAAAACUUUGCCUGGGUCAUCUGAUUCAACCAGACGAUAUUGAGCCUAUACGAGAACUCCUUAUGCCAUAUCAUAAGGAAAUAAUAACAGACAAUUGCUUAUCUUUAUUGACUGAAGCUUUAGUUGAACAUAACAUUUUUGCGGUCAGUAAACUGUAUAAAUGUAUUAAAAUGAAGUAUCUAGUAUAUUUAUGGAAAAUUGAUCAAUAUAAAAUUGAAAAAAUAGCAAGAAAAAUGAUUUCUGAAAAACGUAUCAAAGGUUUAAUUGAUCACAUUGAUGGUUUUAUUUACUUUAAAUGCUCCCAAAAUGUGGAAAAUUCAAUAUCAACUUUUAAUAUCAAAUUUGAAUCUGUGCGCUGUCAUGAAAAUGCUAUUAUUCAAAUCAUGUUUACUAACUCGCAAAUGUAAUAAGUAUUCUGAUAAUCAAAC
This is a messenger RNA of Rhopalosiphum maidis (corn leaf aphid), 1343 nucleotides long. RefSeq names its product COP9 signalosome complex subunit 4-like. The record is from RefSeq and is a predicted model, not a curated record. The transcript has 9 exons. Bases 75 to 1322 code for a protein of 415 amino acids. NCBI's taxonomy places the organism in Eukaryota, Metazoa, Arthropoda, Insecta, Hemiptera, Aphididae. Gene Ontology annotation, cellular component: COP9 signalosome; cytosol.